Molecule: messenger RNA, 519 nt
Organism: Ceutorhynchus assimilis (cabbage seed weevil)
Lineage: Eukaryota; Metazoa; Arthropoda; Insecta; Coleoptera; Curculionidae
Source: the annotation of a GenBank genome assembly
AUGGCAUUAUACGUAGACAGACAGUUGUGUCCAGAAGAACGUCUCAAAUUACUUCUCAGUAAUUGUGGAAAAGUGGUAAUCGAUCCAAAAAUCAGUGCCAAAUUGUACUUCAAUUCCGGCCUCAAUAUGUUCCAACAAUUUAACCUCUACUACAAUGAUCAAGCGUGGGAAAACGCCUUUUACCUUUUCCUCAAAUACGAAAUACUAUUUUUCGAUAAAAUCAAAAAGCAUCCAGAAUAUUCCAAGAUUCCUGUCAAUAUUAAAUCGGUAAUCGCUUCAAACUUUCGACUGAUUAAGCCUAAAGGUGAACAUGCUAAGCUGGAACUUUUUAAGCAAUUUAGAAUGGAUUACAUUGUUUAUGUGGAAGAAUUGAGAAUAAAGAAGAAUUUGACUAGUGAUUCUAAUGAGGAUUCCACAACAAGCGAAGAAAGCAAGCGAGACUUAUCGAGAAGAUCCACCGGAUCCACUGUGUCCGCCCCUACAUCUCAAACCAAUGGCAUGUUAAAAAGAAGAAAGUAA